Linderina pennispora is the source of this 487-nucleotide messenger RNA. RefSeq lists its product as uncharacterized. NCBI's taxonomy places the organism in Eukaryota, Fungi, Kickxellomycota, Kickxellomycetes, Kickxellales, Kickxellaceae. The record is from RefSeq and is a predicted model, not a curated record. The transcript has a single exon. The coding region runs from base 89 to 439 and encodes 116 amino acids.
CUCCCAGAGUUUAGCGUAAGCUUUCUAUCUCUCGCUGCCAAGAAUUUCAAUUUCACUCUCUUCACAUUCCAACAGCAAAAUCACUACAAUGGACCAGACAUUGGACGAAGUAAACAAGCACUGCGGCGAGCACGUCCAGGCAUACGCAUCAUGCGUGGACGGACACGAGCAGACAUGGAAGGUUGAUUGCCUGGAGCUGCGCAAGGCGCUGACCAAGUGCACAGACGAGAAUGUCACUCUGAUGAAGAUGGUCCGCAUGUCGUGCCAGCCGACGAUCGACAAGUACCAGGCGUGCCUGAACAAGAACUCGGACAACCCGGCCGUCUGCAUCGACAGCCUGCGCGAUCUGUACGAGUGCACAGAGAGUGUCGGCGAGAUGAUGGAGAAGAUGAACAAGCUGAAGCAGCGGGCGCAGGAACCAGCAGUGGCAAGCGAGUAAGAAGCUUUUUUUUACAGUACAAUAUUGGAAACAAGUAGUUAAAUAGCC